Poecilia reticulata (guppy) is the source of this 5888-nucleotide messenger RNA. The record is from RefSeq and is a predicted model, not a curated record. NCBI's taxonomy places the organism in Eukaryota, Metazoa, Chordata, Actinopteri, Cyprinodontiformes, Poeciliidae.
UGAAAGAGAGAGAGAAAGAGAGAGAGAAAGAGAGAAGGCUGAUUAGAUUGGAGAGAGCCAAGGAGGUACGGCUGUACUAUUGAGCAGAGGGAGUGCGUGACUGAGUGAACGCCGAAUCACUGCGAAGUCCACAGCCAGGCGGACGAACUGGACCUAAAUCAACAAAUGGAGACUGAAAAACUGGAUGGAUACUGCGUAUAAAGGAGGAAGUGUUUGCCUUAAUGUGUGUGUAUCUCUGCAUCAGAGCUGCGAGAAACCCACGGGGAGGCGAGGGAAAAUAGCGGACAACUCAUUCGUCUCCCUUGGAAGCAGAGCAGUGAGCCGGAACAGAGUCAACCGUGGGACUCGCUGGGAUUUUGAAUAUAAUCUCACGCCGGUGUGUGUGUGUGUGUGUGAGUCAGUGUGUGUAAGCUGAUAAUAGCAGCUCCAUUGGUAUUCAGCGGAGGGAGCUCCAGGAUCUCGCUGCGCCUUUUCCCCGGGAUGGGAUCACAGAGCAGGGAUUGUGCUUGCCUGAGGAGAGCCCGCUGAAAUGGGCCCAAAGCCUGGGAGCGGUGGUCGCCGAAUGGCCGACGCGUUCCCUUCAGCAGUCAGCUUUCCACACCUGGCCAUCUCCAGCAUCUCCAGCCGUCCGCUGCAGCCAGCGCUGAGCCUGCAGAGUUGAGGUUGGGGUUGCCUGGAGCCAUCUGCAGGAAGCAGAGAUAAGCAGGCCUCGAAGGAGUCGACGUGCCACCAGCCACCAGUCAGUGCGUCGAGCAAUUAAGCUGCUUGAACUUCAUCUGAAAUGAAAUAUGAUGCGGUGAUGCUUGAGCAGCGGUACGGAGCUCUUGGACAUGUACGGAUUUAUUGGCCGGAUAUUUUGUUGAGUUUACGACACUUUUGGGGCGCACCUCAGUGCUGGGUCACUUUUUCCACAUAAGUUUGUGGGCAAAGGCGAGUAAUUGAAAAUCACCCCCCCUGGGAGGCUAGUUUUUAUUUUUACUUUUUAUUUUUUUAUUUUUUUCCAAAGGAGCGGCUUCUGUACCUGAAAUUUCCUGUCCCUUCUCUCACAUUGCAGAGAAAUACAUUAUGAAGCAGCACCAUUCUUCUUCAUCCUCCCUCAGUGACGGAGAGGGAAGAGGGACAGACUGUCCAGAAUAGAUAACGAAUAAGGAGACAGCCACAGAGCAAAGGAGAAGGAGGGGGGAGCAGAAAACAGAAGGACAGGUGGAGAAAAUAACACGAAAGGAGACAGACAGAAGAGAGAGAGCGAGAGAAAAAAAAAACAGAAUUAACUAGGAUUGUCCAGCGUCCCUUUUUUUAGACCUCCUGGGGUGUGUUGGAGGGAAGUUAACACCAUGGGCAGGGGAGGGGUCAGGAUUUCAGCCAGAGGGGGGGCUUGAGUUCACUGUCUGGUCUGAAGCUGCUGUCUCUGCGUGUUGGUGUUUGAACUAAACCAUGGCCCGGUAAACAGACACCUGUAAGGACUGACAGAGAAGCUCUGAGACAGAGAGGAAGACAGCUACACAGCCGAAGUGUCAGGCAAAAAAAAAAAAAGGCAGCAGACAUCCAGAGCUGGCAGAGCCCACGUUCUGCAUUUCAUUGUCAUUCCACUCAGUGUUUUCAGAGGAGGUAAGAAGAAGCGAAGAGGAGCAUCCUCGUGUUUGUGGCUCCUUUAGGAUCCAUCUAAGUCAGUACCGUUGCACUGAAGAAAGCCCAACAUACAGCAAAGGGAGGGUUGUUACUAAAAAGGAAAUCCAGGUUGGAAAGAGAGAGAGGGUGGGAGGCAGACAGACAGAAGCGGAGCGAGAGAGCAGGUGUCAGAAAUCCUCCCCUUCAUCUGCUUGUCAUUUACUCCUUUAUGCUCGCUCCUCGUUUGGCACAGGGAUUGAUUUUCUGACGCCGGCGUUACUCCUCCUAUAAGCCCUCUGCAGUCCCUGGGUGCAAGCGAGACAGAGGAGAGCAGAAAAAGACCACAACAACAACAACCACAAAAAAGGGAAAAGAUGGAGCCUUUCUCAUUGACUGAUUUUUCACCCCCUGCUUUUCCAGUUUGUCGAGAUGGCCUGUUGUUAUUUUUUCUCUGAGUAAAGCGAAAGAAGAAAAACACCCACCAAAUCAAUCCCUCAUUCUGUUUGUACUCAAGAACUGAAUCUCCCCUCUCAUCGACUGUUCCUCUACAUGGAUUACCUUUUCCUCUGAGUUUUAAACACUGGCUUGCUCCAGAUUUCCUCCACACAUCCUCCCUUCCAGUGACAAACUCCUCUAACUCCCCCGCCAGCCUCCGUCCCCCCUCACCUCAACUCUGUGCUCUCGGAUCCUAGCGCCCUCGUUGACUCACCACUACAGCUAUAGUAUGGCACGGCCCCUCUGAAACUGUCUGAAUCAUUCUGUGUUGGUACAGGCACCCAGCAGACCGUUCUCCAUGAGGAGCAGUAGAAGAUGCCGGCUCUGCCAGCACUGCUGCUGUCAAUACGCUUCCUCUCCUUCCUGCUAGUCACGAUGCCACCACUCUCCCUCAGUCAGGCCCCUCUGCUCUCCUCUGUCCGCAUGGCUGCCAUUCUGGAUGACCAGUCUGUGUGUGGGCGCGGGGAGCGGCUGGCGCUGGCCCUGGCCAGGGAGAACAUCAACAGCGUGAUAGAGGGUUCAGUGCAAGCCCGAGUGGAGGUGGACAUAUACGAGCUGCAAAAAGACUCCCAGUAUGACACCACUGACACCAUGUGCCAGAUUCUACCCAAAGGCGUCGUCUCUGUGAUCGGUCCAGCCUCCAGCCCCGCCUCCGGCUCUACUGUCAGUCACAUAUGUGGGGAGAAAGAGAUCCCUCAUGUAAAAAUUGGUCCAGAGGAAACUCCCCGCCUGCCUUACCUGCGCUUUGCCUCGGUUACUCUGUACCCCAGCAACGAGGAUCUGAGCCUGGCCAUAGGCUCCAUCUUGCGCUCAUUCAGCUACCCGUCUGCCAGCUUGGUCUGCGCCAAGGCUGAAUGCCUGCUGAGGUUGGAGGAACUCGUCCGUCGCUUUCUCAUCUCGCGGGAGACGCUGUCCGUCAGGAUGCUGGACGACAACCUGGACCCCACGCCCCUCCUAAAGGAGAUCCGUGACGACAAAGUAGCCACCAUCAUCAUUGACGCCAACGCUUCGGUCUCUUAUCUCAUCCUCAAGAAGGCGUCAGAGCUGGGAAUGACAUCAGCAUUUUAUAAGUACAUCCUCACCACCAUGGACUUUCCCCUCCUGAGACUGGAUGACAUUGUGGAUGAGCAGUCCAACAUCGUGGGUUUCUCCAUGUUCAACACCACACAUCCGUUCUUUUUGGAGUUCAUCAGGAGCCUGAACCUUUCAUGGAGGGAGGGCUGCGAUUUGACGUAUCCCGGCCCUGCGCUCUCUUCAGCGCUGAUGUUUGAUGCCGUUCAUGUGGUUGUGGGGGCCGUCAGGGAAUUGAACCGCAGUCAGGAAAUUGGAGUAAAGCCCCUGAGCUGCACCUCGCCUCAGAUCUGGCAACACGGGACCAGCCUCAUGAAUUAUCUUCGCAUGGUGGAGUAUGAUGGCCUGACGGGGCGAGUGGAGUUCAACAGCAAAGGUCAGAGAACCAACUACACCCUGCGGAUCCUGGAGAAACACAGAGGAGGCCACAAAGAGAUUGGGAUCUGGUACUCCAACAACACUUUGGCAAUGAACUCCACCAGUUUGGAUAUUAAUGUCUCAGAGACGCUGGCGAACAAGACCCUGAUUGUCACCACCAUCCUGGAGAACCCGUAUGUGAUGCGCAAGGACAAUUACCAGGAUUUCGAGGGAAACGAGCAGUACGAGGGUUUCUGUGUUGACAUGCUGAGGGAGCUGGCAGGCAUCUUAAAAUUCUCCUUCAAGAUCAAGCUGGUGGAUGACGGGCUGUAUGGGGCCCCGGAGCCCAACGGCUCUUGGACCGGCAUGGUAGGAGAGCUGAUCAACAGGAAAGCGGACCUGGCCGUGGCAGGCUUCACCAUCACAUCAGAGAGGGAGAAAGUUAUCGACUUCUCUAAGCCUUUCAUGACCCUGGGGAUCAGCAUCUUGUACCGAGUUCAAUUGGGUCGGAAGCCAGGCUACUUCUCCUUCCUGGAUCCUUUCUCUCCAGCUGUCUGGCUCUUCAUGUUACUCGCCUACCUGGCUGUCAGCUGCGUGCUCUUCCUGGCAGCAAGGUGGGCGUUCACGCUGAUCAUCAUCUCCUCCUACACGGCCAACUUGGCAGCCUUCCUGACCGUUCAGAGGAUGGAGGUUCCCAUCGAGUCUCCAGAUGAUUUGGCUGACCAGACCAACAUCGAGUACGGCACCAUUCAUGGAGGAAGCACCAUGACUUUCUUCAUGAACUCGCGGUACCAGACGUACCAGCGGAUGUGGAACUACAUGAACUCCAAACUGCCCAGCGUUUUUGUGAAAAGCACAGAGGAGGGCAUCGCCCGUGUUCUCAACUCCAAGUACGCCUUCCUGAUGGAAAGCACCAUGAACGAGUAUCACCGCGGCCUCAACUGCAACCUCACAAAGAUAGGAGGACUGCUGGACACCAAGGGCUACGGCAUCGGCAUGCCGCUAGGAUCUCCAUUCAGAGAAGAGAUCACGCAGGCCAUCCUCCAGCUGCAUGAGAAUAACAGGCUGGAGAUCCUGAAGAGGGGGUGGUGGGACGGAGGCCAGUGUCCCAAAGAGGAGGACCACCGUGCCAAGGGUCUGGGCAUGGAAAACAUUGGGGGCAUCUUCGUGGUGCUGAUCUGCGGCCUCAUCAUCGCCGUGUUUGUGGCUAUUAUGGAGUUUGUGUGGUCGACGCGCCGCUCGGCAGAGACUGAUGAGGUAUGCCCCCAUACCUGCCCUCGCCGACCUCACAGACACACCCCAGUGUCUGUCUGUCAAGAGAUGAUCACCGAGUUCAGAAACGCCGUCUCCUGUAAGAAGAGCUCCCGCAUGCGCCGCAGACGACCCCUGAGCAGCUCGGCGGCGCUGCGACACCCGACCCGCAUCGCGCUCGGAGCGCCCCGUCCGCUGCGCCUGGUCCGGGAGAUGCGGCUCAGCAACGGGAAGCUGUACAGCGGCGCCGGCCCCCUGACCGGUGGGGCGGGAGGGACAGGACUGCCCGAUCUGGGCCCCGGGCCCCAAAGGAUCCUAGAUGAUCCGCUCGGAGCGAACACCACCCCGCCUCCGCCGGCCCCCACGCCUGUGAUGCUGCCCRCCCGCAGCUGCAGCCACGUGAGGAUCUGCCAGGAGUGCAGAAGGAUCCAGAGCCUGAGGUCCGGUAGCUGUUUGGGGUCGGCGUCCACAAGGAUACCGCCCUCCUCCGCCCCGCUGCCGCGGCUACCUCCACCCCCACCGCCGUCCUCAUCCAACACAGACAGUGAGGGCGGAGGGGGGGCCAGUCCGAGGCGGCAGCAGCGCCACAGCUCUCCGCCUCCGUCACCUCGCCGCGUCCCYGCCCCCCCACAGAGCAGCAACAACACGGACCUGCUGGGAGACCAAGAGGGAGUGUAGGAGCGCUGGGUGGGUGGGAGACUCGGAGGAAUGGGUGAGGAGGUGGAGGAACACAAACUGUAAGUUUCUCCGGUUCACCCUGAGGCGUACAGAUACAGAACCGACUUUGUGAUGGUCAAAUAUUAGGCUGCUGUUUUUGGCUCAGAAGGAAAUUUUGGACAAAUCUGAGAGGAGCUGCAUUUUCCUGACGGAUGAUUUUCUCUCCUCUCGCGUCUCCUUCAGACUACGAAGUUCUGGGUUUCUUUUCCAGAGACUCUGCCGGAGGCUAACUCGCCCUUUUGGUAAAACUGAAGCCGAACUGGAGGCUUAAAAACAGCAACAAAAAAAAAAAAAAGACUUCCAGAGAAUUAUUUACUGUUUUUUUCUUUUGUUGUCUUUGUUUUGUUACCAUUGUUCUAAGUGGGAAUAAAUACAGACUAUGUGUAACA